AUGCGAAGAGUCAAUUAUCCAUCAUCAUUGUAUACCCUCAGGUCUGACGAACGACCGACCGAAGAGCAGCAGUUACAGAAACAAGUCACUGCAGCAAAACCCUGUGAAAGCCAACCGUCUGAACACCCGAAUUUUAGCUACGAGCAUACUAGUUACCAGCAUACUAAAUACGAUCAUACGGGUUAUCAGCACACUAGUUACGAACAUUCUAGUUACCAGCAUUCUGGCCCCCAAAAGUCUGAGACUCCAUCGUCUGAGACCCAAUCUUCUGCAACCCAGCCGUCGGAUAAACAACCGUUCAGCGAUAAUAGUUCCUCACAAAAGCCCUUGGCUCCAUACACCAUAACCAGAAGGGGUACCAAUUCUCAGGGCAAUCGAUACGACAAUCGCGUCACUGCCGAUGGACCUGCGUAUCACUAUUCUAACCGCGAUGGCUCAUACUACUACGCCAAUGGGGAUAAAUCGACUUACUACAAUGAUGGCCAAGGUGGAUCUAUUUAUACUGCUCCAAACGGGAAGGUCUACCAGAAGCAGAAUGACGUGAAUGAAUCUGGUUCGUGA
Molecule: messenger RNA, 561 nt
Organism: Glarea lozoyensis ATCC 20868
Lineage: Eukaryota; Fungi; Ascomycota; Leotiomycetes; Helotiales; Helotiaceae
Exons: 3
Coding region: 1-561 (186 amino acids)
Source: RefSeq, a predicted model, not a curated record